Messenger RNA from Rhopalosiphum maidis (corn leaf aphid), 5150 nucleotides. RefSeq lists its product as uncharacterized. Gene Ontology annotation, biological process: protein dephosphorylation; negative regulation of protein kinase activity. The record is from RefSeq and is a predicted model, not a curated record. NCBI's taxonomy places the organism in Eukaryota, Metazoa, Arthropoda, Insecta, Hemiptera, Aphididae. Gene Ontology annotation, molecular function: protein serine/threonine phosphatase activity.
UUACUUGUUAAUUUGUUUUAACUCUCAUUUUUAUUUUUCAUCAAAUCGCAAUACACUAUUACAGUCACUUAAAUAAAAUCUAACGUAACUUAGUUUCCAUAUAUUUUUAUUAAUUGAUACCUAUUUUUUAUCCUAGCAAUGUUAAUUUCUACUGUUUGAUCCCAAUAAAUUUCACUAUGGAUGUGCGCUGGCAAAUAUUUUUUGACAAAUUUCCAGAGACAGUAACUAGUGAACAGUUACCUGUUAAAUUACCUAGAUUUGACUUGGAUUUAUGUGAAUUAGCUGGAGCAGCAGCCGACUGGUGUCAUCAGUAUUUGAAGGACAGAAAAUGUCCUAGUGAUCUCAUUGUAUUUUUAACUCAAAAAAUUAUAAACAAUCUCAGAGUCCAGUGGGCAGCCGAACCGAAGUUAUUUGGAUACCGACCUGAAAAGGAGGAUUAUCAAGCAUUAUGGUUAAUGCAGCGAGUUAUUGGAGAAUUGAAUGAAGUUUGUUUAAACCAUGCUACUAUUAUUCCAUAUCACCAACCUAUAUCAACUCCAGUUUGGUGGUCAUCAUUUGUGUUAAAAAAUACCAGAAGACAAAUGGAAGAUUAUAUAUCAGUUGUUCCUUAUUUGCAUACAUUGUUUGAUGUUAAGGAUUAUGGUGAAGCUUCUUUUUAUGCGGUAUAUGAUGGACAUAAUGGUUUAGAUGUUGCUGUUUAUAGUUCAAUGUAUUUACAUCAAUUUUUAGUACAAUCAGUGCACUAUCCAACUAAUCCAGAACGCGCACUAUAUGAAGCAUUUUUUGCUACAGAUAAAGGCUUUACACAAAAAACAGAAAAAUAUAAUUUAGUAAGUGGCACAACUGCUGUUUGUGCAUUACAUAGACAUCAAGAGAAAAAACUUUAUGUAGCAUGGGUUGGUGAUUCAAUUGCUACAUUGUGGAAAAAUGGAAUUCCUUUAAGUUUGGUAAACAAACAUGUUCCAGAAAGAUGUGAUGAAGCUCAAAGAAUAGAGAAUGAAGGUGGAAUCAUAUCAAAAUGUCAAGGUAUUUGGCGUGUAGAUGGUCAGUUGGCAGUAUCUAGAGCUAUAGGUGAUGUUAAAUACAAACCACAUAUUACAUGUCAACCAGAGAUGAGAUCAUUAGUUUUAGAUGGAAAUGAAGAAUUUCUAGUACUGAGUAGUGACGGUUUUUGGGAGUAUGUUACAUCUGAAGAUGUAGCAGAAACUAUUUACAACGAAUUGCUUGAAACUGACGGUAACGUAUCCGAAGUUUGCAAUAAGCUUGUUUUCAAAUCUAAGGCGCAAGGAUCUAAGGAUAAUAUAUCAGUGAUAACGGUAUUUCUACAGGAUCCCAAGCAGUUAGUAGCCAAAAGAAGGGCUAUUAUAAUGGAAACAGCAAUGGAACCGAGAAACGCAACUGAAACGCUCACGUCAUACGGUCAAGAUACUAAUGAUUUUGGUCCUGAAACUGAUGUAGACACACCCGACGAGCCAAUCGGUUUGAUCAAACCUAAAGAAGAAGGAGAAGCCAACGUAAUUGACGAAAGUGGAGAAGAAUCCGAAGAAGACGGUGGUGGAUGGAACUACUACAAAAAACCAACUGAAGACACGGAAAUAAAGACGUACCAAGAGGACGUCAACAGCACGAGCAAUAAUUCUGACGCCGAGGACAUGGAUUACAAACUGAAUCCAGAUGCCCCAGAAUUUGUGCCAGUAUCUUCACCUCCAGCGUCUACGAUGAACCAUGCUCAACGUCUCCUUAACAUGGAUAAUGAUGAUUUUAUUUCAUCAUCACCACAAAAAUUUAAAGAUUUAGACAAUGUAGUUGUGCCUGAUGAGAAUGACUUCACCAAUGAAAUUAAAGUUCACGCAGCAGACUUGUCUAAGCUCAACAAUCCUUAUGAGCCCAAUGAUGAUUCUACCAUGCUGAACGGCAUUAAACCUUUAAAUGAUGAAGAAGUGACUAGUCAUGGUGCAACUAUUGAUAAUUUCAUUUUUCAAAAUGAACUUAUUACCAAUGGUAAUUCAGAUGAAUAUAAAAAUCCAUUCGUUUCAGAUGAUAAAAAUGAUUUAAACAAAGUUCAAGAUUUGUCUGAAUACCAGAAUGAUGAUGCUCAAAUUCAAAAUACAGAUCCAUUUGUAUCAGUAAUGGAAUCGUCCAAAAAUAAUGAAUUUAAUUUGACAAGUGAUGUUAAUGAAUCACAAAAUGAAUCUGAUCUUAAAUUAAAUAAUGAUUUUUCAAUGGUGAAACAUGAAGAGGAUGUGAAUUCACAAAAUAUUGAUGACACAAUCAAUACUACAAAUGCAACAGUUGGUUCAACUUUACAAUUUGAUGAUGAAUCUUUUAAACAUAGUGAUAAUUUUAAAAAUGACUUUUUGGAUAAUAGUCAAAUUGAUAAAUUUGCCCAGUACGAAGAUCGCAAAUUCAAUGACAGUGAAAGCACAACUGAUGCUGUUUUGGGUUCAGAACCUCAUACUCCAAUGCUUAUGGACAAUCAAUCAACUUUUGAGUCAGAAAAUGAUGAUGAUCAAUUUUCUGAAACAUUCAAACAACAAACACAGUUUAAUCAUUUUGAUGAAAAUAAUGACAAGGAAAAUCAUGAUCCUUUCUGUUUUGAUCAAACUGAAGAUCCUGCUGGAAUAAUACCUAAUGUUACUCAUGAAGUUGAUGAAAUGCAUCAUAAUAGUGACAAUGUUAUUAUACCUAAUGAAAGUAUAAAUGAACAUCAGGUAUCCGAAUCAUUAAAACAUGAACCUGUAGAUGAACCUUUAUGUAUAAGGGAGGAAGCUAAACCUUUCCAUUCUGUGUAUGAACAACAAUAUUUGCCGGAAUCUGAUUUCUCAGCUAGCAUUCAUGAAGCUUUAUUAAACGCAACUGAAAAUGAAUCAAGCAAUCAAGAGGUUGAUGAUAAUAUUGAUCAUUUUGAAUCACACAAUAUUGUUGAUAGUCAUGUAGAAGUAAAACAUGAAUACAUAGAAAAAGUUAAUGAAGAUUUAGAAAAACAAAAUCCAGAAUCUAAUGUUCCAAUUCAUACAGAUGAUAGUAAGUAUGAAGUAGAAGAUCUUGAAGAACAAUUUCAACCUGGAAAUACAUUCAAUUUUGAAUAUGAAAAUAACAGUGUAAAUUCUGUACAAACUGAAAAUUUAGAGCCAAAACAUAAUUAUGUAAAUGAUGAGCCCGAGCUUGUUAAAGAUGACAAACAUGAAGAUCAUGGCAUCCAAAACCUCGACGAUGAUUUUGAAAUUAUAAAUAAUACUGAAAAUGUUGAACAUAAUGAUGUUGCUAAAAUAAUGCAAGAAAACAUAGAAGUUCCAAAAGAAGAUCAAUAUGAUGUUUCAACUAUUCAAGAUUCUGCAGAAAGUUUUGAACAAAACUAUGAUAAUAAUGUUACUGAUGUAAUUACUAAUAAUACAGAACACUCUAAACAAGAAGAGAAAUUCAUUGUUGAAGCUAUUAAAAACUGUGAAGAAAAUAUCGACAAAACUGGACAGAUUCAAUCAGAAGAUUUUGAGCAAAAAUAUUUUAAUAAUGUUUCUGAAAUACAACUUAAUCAAAUUGACAAUUUAAAACAAGACCUACAUAAUGAAGAAGUUGAAAAUAAUCAUAUUGAAGAUUUUAAGCAAGACUUACAUAAUGAAGAAUUCAAAAAUAAUCAUAUUGAAGGUUUUAAACAAGACUUACAUAAUGUAGAAGUUGAAAAUAAUCAUAUUGAAGAUUUUAAACAAUACCAAGGUGUUUCAGAAGUUGAAAAUCAUGUUGAAGAUUUCAAACAAGAACAAGAAAUUGCUGAUGAAUUUGUAAAGAAGCACAGUGAAGAUUUACAACAAGAAAAUGAAUCCAUUCAAAAUCAUACAACAGAUAGUGAUGAAGAAAUGCAAUCAUCGAUGAUAAUUCAUUCUGAUGUGGAAAACAAUAUGCCACAACCAUACUGUUCGGCAUCUGAUACGUUAAUAAAUGAAUCCAAUAUGAUGUGUACUAGCAUGACAUUUGAAGAGAAUUUCCAGAACAGAAACAUGAGUGAUUCAUUGUACGUAAUGGAAACAAGUGCAGAUUAUUUUGAUGAGGAUGUUCAAUCAACCACACAACUUGACAAACCUAUUGAUAAGCCUGAAGUUGAAGAACAGUCAGAUAUUAAUAACAAACUCGAAGAUCAAGUACAAAAUAAAAAUGAUAUUGUAACUGAAUCAAACCACGAAAUAGUAAAUGAACCUAAAAUAGAAAUCAACCCAGAAUCAACUGAAAAGAUUCCAACUUCCCAGGAUUGUGUAGAAAAUGAUAUCCAAGAUAAAAGUAACAAGGUUGCCGAAAUUGCAGUUGCGGCAGCUGUUGGUACUGCUGCUAUUGCAGCUGUCACUGGUGCCAGCUUAGCUUCUAAGAAAUCUGCCCCUAAAAAGAUAGAAACAACUUUAUCUAAAACUAAAACAACAACAACAAAAACUGCUCCAACUAAACCAUUAGCCUCAAAACCAUUAGCCUCUACUCUUAAAAAAACUACUUCAUCUACAACAACAUCAAAACCAUUAUCAAGACCAACCACUGCUACUUCUUCUAAGCCAACAACUAAUGUUCGACCAACCACUGCUCCAAAAUCUACGUCUUUAAAAGCAACAACUGUCACUAAAGCUUCUCCAAAACCAGCUCCUAAAACCACAAUUCCUGCCUCCCGGCCAAUAUCAGCCAAAACAACACCCACUACACCACGAACAACUAUAACUAAAACAACACCAAUAUCAUCACCCAAAACACCUACAACUCCAAAAACAACUGCAGCAGCUACAAAGUCAACAACUACAACGCCAAAAACAAAUGCCACACCACGGACGUCUUUGGCUAACAAACAACCACUUACUAAUGGUUCACCUAAACCUUUAAGUCGUCCAACGUCUGCUCCAAUAAAGAAACCAUUAACUAGCGUGACAACAAAUGGUACCACAAAAUUAACUAAUGGCGACAUAUCAAAAACAUCUACUACAACAAAGCCACCAGUCACUUUAGCAUCAAGAAUGAGUUUAGCGCCUCCAAAGUUGCCUCCAAAAGUAAAGGUUGCACCUAAAACUGUAGCACCACCAGCGAUGCCAGGGCCAAUCAGAAGACCCAAAGCUCCCAUCACAAAAAAGACUGAGACGGCCACUUCCUAAAUUUGAUGUAUUAUCAUGUUUAAAAAAAAA